Messenger RNA from Staurois parvus, 339 nucleotides. Lineage: Eukaryota; Metazoa; Chordata; Amphibia; Anura; Ranidae. The record is from the annotation of a GenBank genome assembly.
GUCACCAGGCAUCAGGUCAUUUGGCUCGCCAGCGGGCACCGCGUCAUCUGGCAAGGCAGUGGGCACCGAGUCACCAGGCACGACAGUGGGUUCCGAGUCACCAGGCAUUGGAUCGUCUGGCUCGACAGCGGGCAUCGGGUCACCAGGUAUGACAGCGGGCACUGGGUCAUCAGGCGUGAUAGGAUCAUCAGGCUGGAUCAGUUCAUCAGGCUGGGUACAGACAUCAGGCUGGGUAGAGACAUCAGGCUGAAGUGCGGGUGCCGAGGCACCAGGCUGAACCACGGAAGGAAGGUUCUCAGACGGCAGGCUCACCGGUUUGGAUACUGGCAGGAUGGUACU